AUGUGUAAUAAUUUGUUAGUAGGGAAGAAAAUAGUUGAAGGAAAGACUAACAAUAAGAAGGUUGUUGGUGUUGUUGUUCCAGGGAUUAUAGUGUUUGGAGAUUCAUCAGUAGAUUCAGGUAACAACAACCACAUUUCAACUAUUUUAAAAAGUGAUUUUUCACCAUAUGGUCGUGAUUUUGAAGGAGGAAAAGCCACUGGAAGAUUCUCCAAUGGCAAAAUUGUUACUGAUUUUAUUUCUGAAGCUUUUGGGAUCAAACCCACAAUCCCAGCUUAUUUGGAUCCUUCUUAUAAUAUCACUCAUUUUGCUUCUGGUGUUUCCUUUGCUUCUGCUGGUACUGGCUAUGAUAAUGCCACUUCUGAUGUUUUUUCAGUGAUCCCUCUAUGGAAAGAACUCCAAUAUUACAAAGAAUAUCAAAAGAAAUUGAGAGACUAUCUUGGCCCAUCAAAAGCCAACCACACCAUUUCCCAAUUCCUUUAUCUCAUAAGCUUAGGCACAAAUGACUUCCUAGAAAACUAUUUCCUCCUCCCUCAAAGAUCCUCUCAGUUUUCCCUCCAAGAGUACCAAAAUUUUCUUGGUAGAGCUGCGGAAGGGUUUGUUCGGGAGCUCUAUGCGGUAGGAGCUCGUAAGAUGUCGAUCGGGGGGCUCCCUCCGAUGGGGUGCUUACCAUUGGAGAGGAGCUCAAGGUUGGUUUUUGGAGGGGGUGGUGAGUGUGUUGAGAAGUACAAUAGAGUUGCAAUGGAUUUUAAUGCCAAAUUGAUGGGGUUAGUAGAAAUGAUGAAUAAGGAACUGAAAGGGAUUCAGAUUGUGUUUUCCAAUCCAUAUGAUGUUGUUUAUGAUAUGAUUCUCCAUCCUAGCUACUAUGGGUUUAGUAAUUCAGGAAGAGCAUGUUGUGGAACAGGUAGAUUUGAGAUGGGUUUCAUGUGCUCAAAAAUGAAUCCAUUUACAUGUUCUGAUGCCAACAAAUAUGUUUUCUGGGAUGCUUUUCAUCCCACACAAAAAGCUAAUUCCAUUAUAGCUAAUCACAUUCUCCACACUUAUCUUUCUGUCUUUCUUCCAUAA
This is a messenger RNA of Cucumis melo (muskmelon), 1062 nucleotides long. Its product is annotated as GDSL esterase/lipase At4g26790-like. Bases 1 to 1062 code for a protein of 353 amino acids. The transcript is spliced from 3 exons. The record is from RefSeq and is a predicted model, not a curated record. Gene Ontology annotation, molecular function: hydrolase activity, acting on ester bonds. NCBI's taxonomy places the organism in Eukaryota, Viridiplantae, Streptophyta, Magnoliopsida, Cucurbitales, Cucurbitaceae.